Messenger RNA from Capsicum annuum, 474 nucleotides. RefSeq names its product glycine-rich cell wall structural protein-like. The record is from RefSeq and is a predicted model, not a curated record. The coding region runs from base 1 to 474 and encodes 157 amino acids. The transcript has 3 exons. NCBI's taxonomy places the organism in Eukaryota, Viridiplantae, Streptophyta, Magnoliopsida, Solanales, Solanaceae.
AUGGUGUUUGUGGUAAUUUUGGUGGCUGUUGUUAGUGGUGUCAGUAUUUGUGGUUUUAGUGGCGGUGUCAGUGGUUGUGGUAUUGGUAUUGGUAUUGGUGGCAUUGGUGGUAGUGUUGCUGGUCUUGGUGUUGUUGUUGGUAUUGGUGGUGGUCUUAGUGGAAUUGGUGCUGUUCUUGGUGGCAUUGGUUGUGGUAUCCACGUGCUUUUUUCUGGGGGUGUUGCUGGUGAGGUUGUUGAUGAUGGUGGCAACCAUCCUGAUGCUGCUAUGGCUGCCAAUCAUGAUUAUGAGAAUGUUGGUGCUUAUCUUUUUAGUAGAUUGACUCUUCUGGAGGAUCGUAAUAAUGGAAAAGCUGUCAUUGCUGGUGAAGAAGAUGUUCAAGAGGGAAUUAAUGGUGAAGCUAUUAUUCCAGGAGAAACUAAUGGUGAAGAUGCAAACAUUGAUGUUAGUGGAGGUGCUUCUCAUACUAAGUGA